Molecule: messenger RNA, 738 nt
Organism: Poecilia reticulata (guppy)
Lineage: Eukaryota; Metazoa; Chordata; Actinopteri; Cyprinodontiformes; Poeciliidae
Product: myelin and lymphocyte protein-like
Biological process (GO): myelination
Cellular component (GO): membrane
Molecular function (GO): structural constituent of myelin sheath
Source: RefSeq, a predicted model, not a curated record
GGAGGGGAGGAGAAGCGGAGGGAGGUGCAGCAGGAAGACAGGGCAGGAGAGAAAAACGCCCUUUAAAGAGCAGAAAACUAACAGUUUGUGCAUCACAUUCUGGAGGAAAACCCCAGACACACACACGUCCGCACGCACUCACACACACGUGUUCAAAUUUGGACUAUGGCUUCCACCACCUCUGGUGAUGUUCUGCCCACCGGUGCCAGAAUCUUCAUCAGCGUUCCUGACCUCUUCUUCAUCCCUGAGUGGGUCAUUGGGGGUUUGGUGUGGAUCCUGGUGGCCUCGACCCGAGUCGUCCCAGACAAUCCUCUGGGCUGGGUCAUGUUCGUGUCCAUCUUCUGCUUCGUCGGGACAACUCUGUGGCUUCUCAUCUUUGCAUGUGGAGGCAAUCAGAGCAGCUUUUGGCCCGGCCUGGAUGCUGGUUUUCAUUUUGUGGCAGCGGUUUUCUACCUCAGUGCGUCGGUGGUGUUAGCCUACAUCACCAUUGUGUAUAAGACUGCUUCAAUAGUUGACAUAACCCUACUGAAAACCUACCGACUUGACAUUUCUGCAGUGGUGAUGUCCCAUGUGGCUACUCUCCUCUACUUCCUCCAUGCCAUUUUCUCUGCCAUCCGAUGGAAGAGAGCCUGAAGCACAACCUGAACCCCUCCAGACGUCAAACACAAGGACAGACGCAGAAUAAUAAUGACAUAUGUGGCGCAUUUUUGUGUUUCCUGUUUCGUUAGAACAAAUGGC